AGUCCCGUCGCAGAGUUGUCAAUGUUGUGUUUUUCUCGGGGAGCAAUUGAUUUCUUUUUCCCUUUUAUUUCCCACUCAAUGUCCAGCGCGGCGGUGGAAAAGGUGCUCAGUGUGUAGUCAGGUGGCCAGAGCGUGGGUGUGCGAUGAAAUUGGGACGGUGCAGUGCCUGGCGGAUGUGAUAGGGCCAGUGGAUUUUGGUGCGACGCCCCUCGAGCGACUCUGUGCAAAAACUUGGGCGGAAGCGACGUCGUCUGUGUCUUCCGACGCGGAAAAAGGCUCCAUCGCGCUGCUCGAGCUCACUUCCUGGACGCCCUCCCGGCAGGAUGAUGGCAGAGCCCAAGUGCAUCGAUCUGUGCGAGUUCCUGGCCGAGUCGGAGCUGCAGCAGUACUACAAUUCCAUCAAAAAUGAGCUAAAAAUAACCACGGUUGUGCAUCUGAAGUACGCGAAUGACGAGGACCUGAAGCAGAUCGGACUGUCGCGUCCGGAGAUUCGGCGCCUAAGGAAGUUCUACGACAAAUACUACCCACACGGGUAUCUCAGCAAGAUCAAGCGACUCCUGCAGAAUCCCAAGGCCUUCGAUGGCAAUGCCACAACACCUGGAGCCACAUCGGAUGUGAUGAAGACCACAAGUUCUCCCAGCAAAGUGCCAAGCAACAAGCACAUCAUUCCGCCCGAUGCCAUCUGUGUCAACAAGCAGCUCGGGAUUGGGGAGUUCGGGAUUGUUCAGCAGGGCGUCUGGACCAAUGGCACUGAGAGAAUUCAAGUGGCCAUAAAGUGUCUGUGUCGAGAGAGAAUGCAGUCUAAUCCGAUGGAAUUCCUCAAGGAGGCCGCCAUUAUGCAUUCAAUUGAGCACGAGAACAUCGUGAGGCUGUACGGUGUGGUGCUGGACACGGACUCACUCAUGCUGGUCACCGAAUUGGCUCACUUGCGUUCCCUCCUUGAGUGCCUCAAGGAUUCCGGAUUGCGCGUGAGUUUCCUCACAGUGCCGACUCUGUGUGAAUUUGCUCAGCAAAUUUGCAAUGGAAUGAUGUAUUUGGAGAACAAGAGACUCAUCCAUCGGGACUUGGCGGCCAGGAAUAUCUUGGUGUUCAGCAAGAAUAAGGUGAAGAUAUCGGAUUUUGGCCUAUCGCGUGCGCUUGGUGUGGGCAAGGAUUACUAUCAGACGAAUUUCAAUGUGAAUCUGAAACUGCCAAUCGCCUGGUGUGCUCCGGAGUGCAUCAAUUUCCUCAGAUUCACGAAUGCCUCUGAUGUGUGGGCGUAUGGGGUGUGUCUGUGGGAGAUGUUCUCGUAUGGAUUUCAACCCUGGGCCGCUCUCACGGGUCAUCAGAUUCUCGAGGCGAUUGAUGAGCCGAACUAUCAGCGUCUGGAGCCGCCGGAGUGCUGUCCGCGUGAGUAUUACGCCCUCAUGCUUAAGUGUUGGCAACACGAUCCGAACAAGAGGCCUAAAUUCUCUGAGAUUUACGGCACAUUGCCGGACAUGAAGCCGGAACAGCUGAAGACGGUGACGAAUUGUGGUGAGGCGAAGAAGGAUCACUUGAUGUAUCGACAGGGGGAGAUUGUCACGGUGCUGGACAAGGGGGCGAAUUCACCCUAUUGGAAGGGUGUUCUCAAUUCCGGCAAGACGGGACUGUUUAAUCCCGCCAACACGGUCACAUAUCUGGGCAGUCUUCCGUCAUCCACGAACAGGGAUGCCUUCACGCGCAGCACCGAUCGGUCGAGCAAGAGGAAAUUGCGCACAGAAAUGAUAUCACGACCGCAGAAUGAUCUCAAGCACACAGGACAUGUGGGACUUGAUGGUGCAUAUUUUGGGGAUGUGGCUUUUUUGGCCUCAUCUCAGCCCUACAAUCAUCUGCCAAGGCAAAUUGUCACGCCGUACAAACCAUCUGAGGACAUCGAGCAGACGCCACUGCUUCAUCCAACCACGCCAACCAGUCCGGACUCCAUUCAGACGGCCAGUGGAUACUUCUCUGAGAAUGUCAACGCGUCGACGAAUCAUCUCUUCACGCAGUCAAAUGGUGCUGUCAAUCCUCUGGCCACCAAUUUUGGCUCCUAUUUCGAUUUUGCCGGCGGUUCUGCUGCUCAAGUGCCAACCACGACGACAUUCAGUGACUCCAAUCCCUUCGCCAGUGCGGCCAAGGAUGAGAGGGACUUUGCUCACACUUCCGGACGCGAUGGACCCUUCUCCAGCUCCGAUGUGCUGCACGAUAUGUUCCACAGUGAGGCGAAGGGGAGUGCCAAGUGGCCUGAGACGACGGUGGAUGGGCCGCAUGAGUACCAUGAGAUCUCGGAUGAUGAGAUGCCGGCGGAGAAAUUCGAUCUGGGACCUUCUCUCCUGGAUGAGAUGGAUCUCAUGUUUCGCUCCAUGACAGCCACCACGGGCAAUAAUGCCCAGGCAUUUGGCCAGGGCCCAGAUUUUGAGCAUACGAACAAGAAGAAUGAAAUUGCCGAGUUGACGUCGAAGCUGGCGAGGAAGAACAGUUCCGGAGCGGGAAGCAGUGUGAGCAGUUCCGGGAAUUCGUCCAACAGCAAGGCGAAGAAGAAGGCAGGAACGGUGAAACCACUCUCAGUGAAGGAUGACAAGAUUCUCAAUCAAGCCAUUGAGUUUGCCAAUGAGAUCAGUGCCAGAUCCAUGACGGAUUUGGUGUCUGACGGUGUGACGCAGAGUCCCAAGAGGAAGUUCAGCUUUCGCUUCCCAAAUCUCUCAGUUGCGGGCUCACAUGGUGGUGAAAAGGAUGCCACUGUGAAUGGAAGUGGCAACAAUUCCAACUCAAAUACUCUCACGAACAAGGAGCGAAAGAAUUUCUCUGAGGAAUUGAAGAAUGUUCCCGAUUUGCAGCGUUUUCGCUCGCUGACGGAAAUUGAAAAGUGCCACAAACAGUCGAAUAUACGUAUUCCAUUGUUUGAUAAAGAGACUGCGGAUUUCUGUUUUGAGAAAUCCCGUGAAAUUCUCACGAAGCCCUUCAAUUUGCCCACAACGCCUCUGGGUGGGAAGGAGGAAAUGGAUCGCAAGACGAGAGAUUUAAUUGGUGAAAAUCUCAUAGAUAUUGAGAAUACGCUGAAGGCGCUCAAUUUGGACUUUAUGCAGACGUACAAUGAGUUGGAGAAGACAGAUUCGGCGGAAACUCUCUUUGGCGAUGCGAAUUAUUGUGUGGAUAAGAACCCAAAGAUACGCAAUUCGGCGAUAAAGCUGUCCAAGUUGUAUGAUUUGGGAAAUUAUGGGGUGGAGAAGAUGUCCGGAAGGCGAUCACAGACACCGGAAGCACUGUCAUUCAGCCCCAAGUCGGAGCAAUAUAAUAAUGUGAGGCGAAGCAGUGCGAGUCCGCAGGAGAAGUCCUUCAGUCCGCGCGACAUGAAGUUCUCGUCGCAUGGCUAUGUGAAUUUGAACAGGGAGAGCGCGGGAUUUGCGACUGGGAAGAGUGUGAUGUCAGCCUCGCCGCCGGUUCGCACGAAUUACUCAAGCAAUAACUCCAUCCACACACUCAUGCAAAUGUAUACGACGAAUCAGGCGCAGGCGAUGCAGCAGCAGAGACUGAUGCAGAUGGAGAAUGAGGGCACAUUCCCGCACAGGAAGCGCUCGAUGUCCUUCACGGAGAACUAUGAGCUCAAGUCGCCGCCGCAGCCGCUGGGCACGGCGCCCGGGCAGCCGGCGUUCGCGCGUGGUCAGGCCACGGUGCGUGUUCAUGUGGGCAAUAAGUCCAAGAGCGCCAAGGCCAGGACGCUGCGCCGGCUGAGCUACAAUCCCAUCGUGCUGGACAGCAGCUCGUCGUCGAGCAGUGAGAGUGAAUUCGAUCGCUCCAUUGCGCAUUCGGAGUGUGACAUUCGCACGAAGAUGCUGACGUCGCGCCGGAAGAGGCAGUAUUUGAACAGGAAGAGUGUCGCCAACUCCAAUCCGGACAAGCUGUAUGGCUCCAACACCAGCAUCAAGAGUGCGCCGCAAUACAACUACUCCAACGGCAGAGAGCCCAAUCGCAAUCAGGGCAGGUAUGGGGAUGAGCGAUUCGGGGAUUAUGGGGAGGAUCUGGCGCUGCGGCGGGAUAUCUAUGACUACAGCAAUGGCUAUCAGAAGUUCAUUCAGCCCAGGGAGUUUCUCUAUCCGCCGGAGUUCGAUGUGAGCAAGCUCACGGGCAAGAGUCCCACUACGCAGGGAUUCUUCCCACCUGGACAGCCCACGAAUGGCGCCGCCGGGGCCACAACAUCGCGGCCGGUGUUUCAGUGGCCGGAGAAGAUUCAUGCGUCCACGGUGAAGAGGAAUGAUCUGCUGUGGCGACAGCGUCAGGAGAGGAAUCACAACGUGAGGCGAUCGGAGAUGCCCACGUACGAGUUGGGAAUGGGACAGAGCUUCUCCAGCGACAGCUCGUCAUCCACUGAGACGGAUUCCGUGGACUUUCAGCACGUGGGAGAGUUUCCGCUAAGCACACGAAUGCCACCAAGUCCGGCACCGUAGAAAAGUGUGUGAAAUAUCAUUUUAGUCUGUAGUCUUGGUUUCGUUGUAAUUGUGAUUUGUCGCGUGUGUGAAAGCAAAACUUUUUUCUAUAGCAUUUAAGCUUCUUCUAUACUUCUAUAAAAAAAAAAUGAGAAAGAGAAAAGAAAUCAUGGAGAUACGUAAUGGAAAAUUUUCAAGAAAAAAAAAAUGUAACAUUUAAAAAAGUUAAUUGUAUCUUUAGUGAGAAAUAACUCAGAUCGCCUUUCAUGGAGCUAAAAAAGAAAAGAAGAAGAAUCUUGUGAGAAAAUUAAAAGUAAUAAGGAAGCCGUUGAAUAGCAAAGCUUCUCAAGAAGAAGGUUUUCCAAAAAUAAAAAAAAGAUAAAUUGACGAGUUAACAAUUAAAUGUGAGGUCUCAUAUUCAAAAUCAUGCUAAUUGGAUGUAAGAAAUUUUCAUAUAAGAAACAAGAAUGAAAGAAAACAUUAGAGAAGACAGUGCAAUUAGCAAAACACUUUGCGUGUGAAUUUAAUUGAAUGAUUGUUUACUGCACAAUUUCUAUGCCUUUCUGUCUGUUUUUUUCUUUCUUAUCAUUCUCUCGUCAGAAUUUGUGCUGUGCAUUUAACUCAUUUUCUUUCUUCUUCUUAAUGGCCGAGAGGAGAGAAUAUUUAUACAGAAAACUAACUCAUCUACCUCUGAUGGUUACUCAAAGAAUUUACACACCACUCAAAAGCUUUCAAUUCUGUCGAUGAUUUUUAUACACCACAAAAGAAAUACUUGUAAUUAUUUCAAAAUACAAUCGCUAUGCAAAAAAGCUUCUCUCUUAUUGAUAAAGUAUCUAAAAAAUGCUCUCUCAAAUUAAUACCCACUAAUCCCUCUCUAUUUGAUUAUCAUUAGAGCACACAAAAUAUCCAAAGCUAACAAACAAUCCCUCAGAAUCUUCUUAGAAGAUUAAACUUAUAUAUUUCUAUCAUGUAGAAUGCAAAGAAAAGCCUCUUGACUUAAUAUCUCUUGCUUGUAUCAAGUAUUAAUGAGCGGAUGAGGAGUUUUAGGGUUGGACUUCAGGUACAGACACACUCUGAAUUCACGAAUGAAUAUUAAGUUGGCUAUGAAUAAAGUGGCAACUUAGGAGUCGUUGCAACAUUACAGAUUUCGUAUUUCAAUUAUCAUAGCUUAUAGUGGCGGCCGUCCGGUGGCGCUAGUGUGCAGUACGAAUUAAAUACGAACGAGAAGGCGUCGCAAGGCGAAAUUGGGAACUUAUUUAAUACGAAUUGCGGCUAAUUUGCUCUGUGAUUAGAUUAAAUUUAGAUUUAUUAUAAGUUACAGCCUAUUUGCGGCCAUCGCCCGCCGUCUUAGCGAUUAAUUAUCUUUUUGAAGGCAGAA
Molecule: messenger RNA, 5802 nt
Organism: Phlebotomus argentipes
Lineage: Eukaryota; Metazoa; Arthropoda; Insecta; Diptera; Psychodidae
Gene: Ack-like
Product: activated Cdc42 kinase-like
Exons: 7
Coding region: 324-4445 (1373 amino acids)
Biological process (GO): protein phosphorylation
Molecular function (GO): ATP binding; protein tyrosine kinase activity; protein binding
Source: RefSeq, a predicted model, not a curated record